AUGGCAGUGAGGGCUUCUGCUCUUCCACUGGUGGCGAAGGUGGCGACUGCGGGUGCCGCUGGUACUGGUACUCGGCUUGUUGCGGGAUGUGGGUCGAGUACUGGGAGGGAGCUGCUGCGUAUGACGGCGGUUGAGGAUGCUGGUGGUGGUGGUGUUGUUGUUGAGGAUAGUAGUGUGUCUGUGGGAGUUGCUGCUGUUGGUGUUGAUAGUGACGGUC
Molecule: messenger RNA, 217 nt
Organism: Didymosphaeria variabile
Lineage: Eukaryota; Fungi; Ascomycota; Dothideomycetes; Pleosporales; Didymosphaeriaceae
Exons: 1
Source: RefSeq, a predicted model, not a curated record